GCGGCUAGGCUUCAGGUGCAGAUUGCUCGUCGGGAGAGCGUGUCAACGGAGGUAUUUCUCGGGAACUCGCUGUCGAGCAGCUUCCGCUUUUUCGUCGGAUGAGCGUCGCUUCUCCGAUUCGACGGCGUUCCGCGACUGCAUGAGGAAGCGCUUACACAAAAAUGGCGGAUUUAAAGUCGUGGUUGCAGACGAAGUCGUCUAACGCGACGAACGGCGAUGGGGCCGCCGGCGACGGCCAGCCGGUCGGCAAGCCGCCGCCCCCCAGAAAGGCGACCAUCGAGAAAACGUACCAGAAAAAGUCGCAGCUGGAGCACAUCCUGCUCCGGCCCGACACCUACAUCGGUUCUGUGGAAAAAGUGAAGGAGUCUAUGUGGCUGUACGACCCGCAGAAGAACAUGAUGGCCCAGAGGGAGAUAGAGUAUGUGCCGGGCCUGUACAAGAUAUUCGACGAGAUCCUGGUGAACGCGGCGGACAACAAGCAACGCGACAAGAAGAUGGACUGCAUAAAGGUAGAGAUCAGGCAGGCGGAGAACGAGAUCUCCGUGUGGAACAACGGGCAAGGUAUACCGGUGGUGAUGCACAAAGACGAGAAGAUGUUCGUGCCGACGAUGAUAUUCGGCCACCUGCUCACGUCGUCCAACUACAACGACGAGGAGGAAAAGGUGACGGGGGGGCGUAACGGUUACGGCGCCAAACUGUGCAACAUCUUCAGCGAGCGGUUCGUCGUGGAGACGGCGAGCAAGGAGUACAAGAGGCAGUUCAAGCAGACGUGGGCCGCGAACAUGACGAAAACCGCCGAGCCGAAGGUCAAAGACUUCUUCGGCGACGAUUUUACGAAGAUCACCUUCAGCCCGGACCUGUCCAAGUUCAAGAUGGAGCGGCUCGACGACGACAUCGUCGCGCUGAUGUCCCGUCGCGCCUACGACAUCGCGGCUUCGACGCGGGGCGUCAAAGUCUUCCUCAACGGGCAACGGUUGCCCAUCAAAGGUUUCAAGGAUUACGUGGACCUCUUCCUCAAGGACAGGGAGGACGAGACGGGCAACAACCUGAAGGUGGUGUACGAGGCGGCGAACGAACGCUGGGAGGUGGCGAUGACCGUGUCGGAUCACGGCUUCCAGCAGAUGUCGUUCGUCAACAGCAUAGCGACGACCAAGGGGGGACGUCACGUCGACUACGUCGUCGACAUGAUCGUGAAGCAGCUGCAGGAGGUGCUGAAGAAGAAGAACAAGGGCGGGCCCGCGAUCAAGGGGUUCCAAGUGCGGAACCACCUGUGGGUGUUCGUCAAUUGCCUGAUCGUCAAUCCGACGUUCGACUCGCAAACGAAGGAGAACAUGACGUUGCAGAUGAAAAAUUUCGGCUCCAAGUGCGUCCUGUCGGAGAAGUUCGUCACGCAGAUGACGAAGUGCGGUAUAGUGGAGACGGUGCUGUCGUGGGCCAAGUUCAAGGCCCAGAACGAUCUGGUGAAGGCGAGCGCGGGCAGGAAGCAGAUCAAAUUGAAGGGGGUGCCCAAGUUGGAGGACGCGAACGAGGCGGGGACGAAGAACGGCCUCAGGUGCACCCUCAUCCUAACUGAGGGUGAUUCGGCCAAGUCGCUGGCCGUGUCUGGUCUGAGCGUUAUCGGACGAGAUUAUUACGGGGUGUUCCCGCUACGCGGGAAACUGCUGAACGUGCGCGAGGCGACCCACAAGCAGAUCCUCGAGAACGCGGAGAUCAAUAACCUGGUGAAGAUUAUCGGGCUGCAGUACAAGCGAAAGUAUAACACGCCGGAGGACAUGAAGACCCUGCGUUACGGCAAGGUGAUGAUAAUGACGGAUCAGGAUCAGGACGGGUCCCAUAUCAAGGGACUGGUCAUCAAUUUCAUCCAUUACAAUUGGCCGGAGCUGCUCAGGCAGAACUUCCUCGAGGAGUUUAUCACGCCGAUCGUCAAGGCGACCAAGAAGGGGGCGGAGCUGUCGUUUUACUCGCUGCCCGAGUUCGAGGAGUGGAAGUCGGCGACGCCCAACCAUCACACCUACCGUGUAAAGUACUACAAAGGUUUGGGUACGUCUACUUCUAAAGAGGCGAAAGAAUAUUUCACCAACAUGGAGCGGCACCGGAUCCAGUUCCGUUACAACGGCCAGGAGGACGACGACCACAUAGUGCUCGCGUUCAGCCGCAAACACAUCGAGCAGCGCAAGGAGUGGCUCACCAACUUCAUGACUGAAAGCAAGCAACGCAAGGAGCUGGGCAUGCCCGACAAGUACCUUUACGGCAAGCACACCAAGUUCGUGUCGUUCAAGGACUUUGUCAACCUUGAGCUGGUGCUGUUCUCCAACGCGGACAAUGUCCGCUCCAUCCCGUCAAUGGUGGACGGCAUGAAACCCGGCCAACGAAAGGUACUUUUUACGUGCUUCAAGCGGAACGACAAGCGCGAGGUGAAGGUCGCGCAACUAGCCGGCUCUGUCGCCGAGCAUUCCGCUUACCAUCACGGCGAGGUGUCCCUGUGCAUGACGAUCGUCAACCUAGCGCAGAACUACGUCGGCAGCAACAACAUCAACCUGCUGGAACCCCGCGGUCAAUUCGGCACGCGCCUAGCUGGCGGCAAAGACUCGGCCAGUCCGAGGUACAUAUUCACGAAAAUGUCGCCCCUCACCCGCAUGAUAUUCCAUCCGAACGACGACGCCCUCCUCAAAUACGAAUACGACGACAACCAAAAGAUCGAGCCCCAAUGGUACAUACCGAUCGUGCCGAUGGUGUUGGUGAACGGCGCGGACGGCAUAGGCACCGGCUGGAUGACCAAGAUACCGAAUUAUAACCCGCGCGAUAUCGCGCGUUGCCUGUACGCUAUGCUGGACGGGGCGGAGCCCGGCAACUUGGCCCCUUGGUAUAAAAAUUUCAAAGGUACGAUCGAGUCGGUGGGCGACAACCGUUACAUGAUAAGCGGCGAAAUAGGCAUCCUCGACGAUAACCGACUCGAGAUCAGCGAGCUGCCGGUAGGCACUUGGACCCAGAACUACAAGGAGAGCGUCCUGGAGCCGAUGCUGUACGGCAACGAUAAGGUCAAGGCCUCAUUGAGCGAUUACAAGGAGUACAAUACGGACACGACCGUGAGAUUCGUGGUGACGCUCCUCGACGGUCAGAUGGAGAAUAUGCAAAAGGAGGGCCUGCACAAGGUGUUCAAGCUACAGAGCCUGACCAGUUUAAGUUCCAUGUGCGCGUUCGAUGCGGACGCGUGCCUGCGCAGAUACGAUUCCGUCAUGGAGAUUCUGCGCGAGUUUUACGCGCUGCGCCUGAAAAUGUACCAGCUGCGCAAGCAGUACCUCGAGGGCAAGCUCGACGCGGAAACGCGCAAACUGUCGAACCAGGCGCGGUUCAUCCUGGAAAAGUGCAACGGGAAGCUGGUCGUCGAAAAUAAGGGCCGCGCCGUCAUCGUAGCGGAACUGGUCGAUGCCGGCUACGAACCGGAUCCGGUGAAGAUGUGGCAACGCGCGCAGGGCGCCGAAGACGAGCAGGAAAUGGAGAAAGCGGCGGAGGACGACGAGAACAACGAAUCGGAUGAGGUGGACGAGAGGAGCGGUUUCCCCAAGAAAGUGUUCGAUCCCGCGCGAUUUGACGAACAGUCGACGGAUGUGAAGAACUUCGACUAUCUCCUCGGGAUGACCAUAUGGAUGUUGACCGAGGAGAAGAAGAAGGAACUGCUGCGCCAGAGGGACGUCAAAAUGGACGAGUUGCGCGCGCUGCAGAAGAAGACGAGCGCGGAAAUGUGGCGCGACGAUCUGGCCGUCUUCCUCAAGAAACUGGACGAGGUCGAGCAGAAGGAGCGGCUCGACGAGCAGCAGAACACCAAGCAGGAGAAGGUCAAGGCGGAUUCGGCGGCGGGACAUCGGGGGCGGCGACGGUUGCAGGGCAAAAAGAAAAUGCUGGACACGAAGCCGUCUACGACAGCGAUACGGGUGGUGCCCGAGAUUACCGAGGAGAUAAAGAAAAAGGUGCAGGCGGCGAUGAAGAUACAAGAGAACAAGAGCAAGAAGAUCAAAAAGGAGGUGGUCAAUGGUGAAGAGGAGUCGGGCGAAGGCGACGAGGCGGUGAAGGGUCCGAAAGGGAAAAAGGGUGGUGGGGGGAAGGUGAAGAAGGAUGCCGGUAGUCCGAGGCAGAAACAGGCGAAGCCCGCGAACGGGAAGAAAGCGCCGAGGGGCAAAAAGAAGAUCACGUCGUCCGACGACGAGAGUUCCCGCAGCGACUCGGACAUGGAGGUCGCUGCGUCCAAAGCGUCGACGUCCCAACCGGUGAGAACGAACGCGAGACGCGCAGCAACCAAACAGAUGAACUACAGUUUUUCGGACGAAGACGAAGACGCGAUGUCCGACGCCGACGAUGACGUACUAUUCGACAACGAGGGCGUGCGGGAAAACAGCGGCCCCGCUGUCGUCCGUCUUGUGAGCGACGAAAGCGACAACGACGACCACAUCAAACGUCCCGCCCCCGAUCGCAAAAGUUCCGAGGACCUAUUCGACGACCUGGUGGGCGGGGUCAAGGCCGAAGACGCGCCCCCCAAGAAGAACGCCUUUGACGAGCUGCUCGGCGCGAGGAAAAAACAAACCAAGAGGAAGUCCACCGAAGAAGUAGCCAGCGAUUCCGAGGAGGAUAUGUUUGCACCGAAGAAGGGCAAGAAGGCGGCGAAAACGAAACCGCCGGCGAAGAAGAAGGAGGCGGAGACGGUUGCGAAGGCACCGCGUCCCAAGAAGAAGAAAAAGAACGCGAUGUCGGACGACGACGACGACUUCGAGCCGGAAGUGGUGGGGGAAACGAUGAAGAGGACGGAGGCGGCGGCUCCGAGAUCAGGCCGGGGCGCCGCCAAAGCGAAGUACAUCUUCUCCGACGACGAAUCGGAAUAGCACAAAGAAAAAAAAAUAUAUCGCGUCUUCGCGGAUGUAAGAAAAUUUCUUCAUUUUUAAUUUUGCGUUCGACUGUUCAGUUUUACGUUUCGUAUUUAUAUAUAUAGUUCGUAAUUCAUUACUAUUUUUGAGAAUUUUUAUAAAAUAGAAAAACAAAAAAGAGAAAUCUCGCGUUUUAUUUCGGCAGUUG
This is a messenger RNA of Cylas formicarius (sweet potato weevil), 5064 nucleotides long. It is a transcript of the gene Top2, whose product is annotated as DNA topoisomerase 2. The coding region runs from base 162 to 4874 and encodes 1570 amino acids. The record is from RefSeq and is a predicted model, not a curated record. Gene Ontology annotation, cellular component: nucleus. Gene Ontology annotation, molecular function: ATP binding; DNA binding; DNA topoisomerase type II (double strand cut, ATP-hydrolyzing) activity. Gene Ontology annotation, biological process: resolution of meiotic recombination intermediates; DNA topological change; sister chromatid segregation. NCBI's taxonomy places the organism in Eukaryota, Metazoa, Arthropoda, Insecta, Coleoptera, Brentidae. The transcript is spliced from 10 exons.